Molecule: messenger RNA, 1109 nt
Organism: Guyanagaster necrorhizus
Lineage: Eukaryota; Fungi; Basidiomycota; Agaricomycetes; Agaricales; Physalacriaceae
Exons: 6
Coding region: 128-760 (210 amino acids)
Molecular function (GO): metal ion binding
Source: RefSeq, a predicted model, not a curated record
UUUGUCGCUGUCUGUACUAUCAAUGUGACAACUCGGAAUUUCUAAUACACGUGAUUUAGCUGACGCGUGCUUUCCUCACUUCCAACCUUUUCCCUCUCGUCCCAUUUCUGUUCCAGUGCGGUCGAAUAUGGAGCAUUCCACGGAAGAGUCGGAUCUGUACAACGAGUUCAGAGAGCGGAUUAGAGAGGCCAUCUUGCGGCGGCUCGAGGCGCUGUCUUCAGAGGGACAUCAACUUUCGCAAAGUCAAAUUCAGGACUUGGUCUACAAUCUACCUCGGCUCACAGAGAAACAAGUAACAGAUUUAGGACACAAGGAUUCAAUGUGUCCGAUAUGCUUGACACCAUUUUCGACCCUGCUUGCUGAGGAAGAAAUGGCAAUAGCGAUGGACUCACCGGCGCUCCCAAUUGAGGAACUCGGGGUGGCCCGACUUUCACAAGAGUGGCAAUGUGGUCAUCUAUUCUGCAGAAGGGAUAUAACCCGGUGGAUUCAGGACUCGCAUGAUUCGUGUCCUAUGUGCCGACAGGCGCUGAUGCGCCGGUCUGAAGGAGAGUCACCACCACCGCCAUUUCCAGGCCCUCUACAAGACGGUGUGAAUGGGUUGAACGUUGAUCCAGAUCAUCUGCCGCCGGAAAUACAAGAGUUACUUGUACAUAUGAAUGCUAGGGGUCCUUCUGGGUCAUUUGUGCCAAUGUUCAUUCCACCCAGUAAUACGGAUGUUGGACGUGAUGACAGGGAUGAGUAUGCGGGAAUGUAUUCGUGAGACUGAGCAGUUAUAUCCCAGCUGCUUGUACUAUUUGGACCUUACUAUCACGGCAGAUGUUAUUCCCAGUGAACAGAGCUCUCAUCUUGCAAUUUCAAAAACAACUUUUCUCGAUGUUCAGACCUAGUUUUAGGACUUCUACCUCGCUAGGAGGCAUGACCCAUAAUCGAUAGCGAAAUAGGGAAGUCAUACGCGACAGAGGAGAUUCGAUGAAAGCAUUUGCACUGCACAAUAACGUCCGAUGUAUGAAUCCAAGAGAUAACAGAGUUACGGUUCUAGUUCCUGCGACAGCACCUGAACAUAUUCCGCUUGAAGAAGUAGAACAAGCACUAGGAAAAAUGAACAAUGA